This is a messenger RNA of Temnothorax curvispinosus, 1650 nucleotides long. RefSeq lists its product as uncharacterized. The record is from RefSeq and is a predicted model, not a curated record. NCBI's taxonomy places the organism in Eukaryota, Metazoa, Arthropoda, Insecta, Hymenoptera, Formicidae. The coding region runs from base 332 to 982 and encodes 216 amino acids. The transcript has 4 exons.
GAUAUAAAACAAAAAGUAAUCUAACUUUUGUAAGCAAAAUCAUUGCUAUUCUAUUUAUAUAACGAAAACGAUAAAAAUGACGAUUAACAUGAAUCAUCCGUUGUUAAACUCUAAUCUAAUGAAGAAAGUUUAAUAAAACGUGCCAUUACUUUAUAUAACCCGCUGCAUCUGAUAAGAUAAUUUAUCAAUUAUCGCUUUCAUCAUCAAUCCCUUAUCAUUCCUGCUUACGUGCAAGCGACUUAUCGGGGAAUCUACAUAAGUAUAUAAAGUAGAUGGAAUGAACAUUUGCGUCGAAAUUUCGUCUCUUAUCCGUUAUUAAAGAUACAACAAAAUGACAUUCACAAAAUUAUUUGUGUUGACGGUGGUAAUCUGCAUUAAUCUGCAGGAAAUUUCUGGGCACGGGAUGAUGUUUGACCCUAUAAACAGAAGUAGUGCAUGGAGGAAAGGUUUCCCUGUAGAACCAAACUACACUGACAAUGAACACUUCUGCGGAGGAUACGGUAUUCAUCACGGUAAAAAUGGCGGUAAGUGCGGAGAAUGCGGCGACGAUUAUUCUUUACCCCGGCCACGGCCAAAUGAAAAUGGCGGCAUCUAUGGAACAGGUGUCAUCGUUCAAAAAUACAAGGCAGGUUCCACCAUCGAUGUGACCGUUCGCCUCACCGCCAGCCAUCUGGGUCACUUUGAAUUCCACCUUUGCCCGCUAAAAUCAGAAAAGGAAUUAGAAACCGAUGUGUGCUUCAAUAAGUAUCCCUUACCAUUGGCUAAUGGUAGCGGCUAUAAAUACCCCAUUAAAAUCCACGGCUCUAGGGAUCACUCUCUCAAGCUGGUUCUACCAAAAGGUGUCACGUGUAAACAAUGCGUAAUCAGGUGGCAUUACCGCACCGGAAAUACCUGGGGCACUUGUGAGGACGGAACAAAAGGCAUGGGCUGUGGCCCCCAGGAAACGUUCAGAAGCUGUGCUGAUGUCACUAUUACGAAUUAGCUUAUCACGGACCUCAGAUCGAAUUUAUUAGCUUUAUGUCAUCUCGAAAGUAUUGGGUUCAUGCCAAAAAAAUUGUACAAAACUAAAUUUUCUUAAAGAAUUGUUGAAGAAAUCUCUAAUCUAAUCAGGAUCUUGACUGAAUAAAUAGCAGAGAAAGUAACGUAUUUGAAUACGAAUAAAAGAGAAUGAAGAUUUCGUGUCCUUUGCCCUUAAAAAUCAAUUUCAGAAAGACAAAUUUUCAAGUUCUUUACAUCUACAUGAAAUGUUUAUCGCCAUGUACUUCCGCAUUGCGAAGACAGCAAGCAACAUAAUUCUUAAAGGCUUUAUCUAAAAUACAAAACUCAAAUAUUGUUCUUAAUAUGUAUUGUUUAUUCAGAUAAAUUGAAAACAGAUUUUUAACACAUUUUAACUUGAAAAAAAUUAUAAUCUUUCAAUAAAGACUGGUUCAAGCGAUAUUACACUAUUCCAACCUGAUAUAAAGCUACGUUUUAGUAAUAUAAUCGUUUUAAGUAAUCCGAAUAGUUUAAAAGCAAAAUGUAUAAAAUUCACAAAAAGUUAAGCAUAAGAUUUCACCCUAUGACCGAAAAUUUAUUUAGUCUAAAUUGUAUGUUAUACGCGUCCCAGGAGUUGUGUAAUAAAAUGCAAUACGACAUGUGUACUCAUAUUAA